AUGUACACACUGAGCAUUCAAUCAAGCUUCGAGGAAGUCAUAAAUGAUGUUGUGGAAAACCGUUUGCAAUCAGAUCAAUUUUGGAUAAACUUCGUUGACGCUGAAGAUGUUCAAGAUGGUACAAUGAAGGAAGAAAUAGUGACAGUGUUCAAGGACCACCAGAAUAUCAUGUUCAAUAAUGACAAUGGAUUAAAAUUUCAUAUACAAAAAGAGCACAUGUAUAAAGUGGAGUAUGAAGGUAACAUAUUUAACAUACUGAGCCCUUCAAUGACCUAUAAAUCGGGAUUGAAAAAUACCACUACAUUUGAUAUAUCUCCAAAUAAGGAAUUAUUACUCAUAGGUAAUAGGGAUGGUGACUUACGUAUUGUAAGAACACUUGACGGAGGAAUUGAGAGAACUAUCGAAGAAGCACAUUUUGCAGAAGUCACCAAAUCAUUAUUUUUUCCAUCGGGUCAAGUUGGAUUGACCGCAUCUUUAGAUUUCAGUAUUAAAAUAUGGGAUAUUGCCUCUGGUGCUAAUCCAAGGACGUUUUUGUCACACAAAGAGCGAAUAACAGAUCUCGCUAUGAUAGGAAAGGGCAGAAAUUUUGUUUCAUCAUCUCUUGAUGGCUUCAUCAAGUUAUGGGAUUGUGCAUCUGGAACAAAUUUCAAUAGUUUCAAAAGAAAGGACAGCUUCAAGGAUGGUGUCACAUCCUUAAGUAUUACCACAGUGAAUUCAAGCAAGUCACCAAAAAACUCUCCAAAAAAUGCGUAUGAAUUUGACACAGAUGGAAAAAGACUCCUGGCUGGUUAUGUUUCGGGCGUUAUAUGCGCUUAUGAUCUGGCCUCAAAAGAUCAAAUAUUUACCACACCAAGCUUUGGAAGUGAAGUAGUGGGCAUCUGGUCUAAUGAUAAUACGAUCUUGAGUGGUCAUAAAGAUGGGUACAUUGCAAAUUGGGAUAUAAGAGAUGUUUCGAAGCCGUUAACAAAAUUUAAAAGUGUCGCUAAUCCAGACCUUAUGGCAUUUAGUGAAGAAUUCACAUUAAUUUCACAUCCUGUAUCUGCUUUGUGUGGGAUAUCGUACAGAAAUGCAACCUUCAAUUCACCCACACCAACGAUAUUAUCAGGCGUCUGUGACGAGCCUGUUGUUGGGUUGAAAGUGAUGGCAAAUGAAAGAUAUGUUGGUUCUGAAAAUGGUGAUAUACAUCUCUACGACGAUUGA
Hansenula anomala is the source of this 1200-nucleotide messenger RNA. RefSeq names its product Rpn14p (gene RPN14). Lineage: Eukaryota; Fungi; Ascomycota; Saccharomycetes; Phaffomycetales; Wickerhamomycetaceae. The record is from RefSeq and is a predicted model, not a curated record. Gene Ontology annotation, molecular function: protein binding. The transcript has 3 exons. Bases 1 to 1200 code for a protein of 399 amino acids.